Molecule: messenger RNA, 3478 nt
Organism: Saimiri boliviensis boliviensis (Bolivian squirrel monkey)
Lineage: Eukaryota; Metazoa; Chordata; Mammalia; Primates; Cebidae
Gene: PPP1R12B
Product: protein phosphatase 1 regulatory subunit 12B
Biological process (GO): signal transduction
Cellular component (GO): Z disc; A band; cytoplasm
Molecular function (GO): protein kinase binding; phosphatase regulator activity; enzyme inhibitor activity
Source: RefSeq, a predicted model, not a curated record
GUGCUAGUGGCGGGAGGAGUAAAGAUGGCGGCGCGUGGGUCUCCGCCCUCUGCUCCCGGCUGAAGCUCUCUGAGGGAGGUGGCAGCGGCAACCCGAGCCUCAACAGUAAUUUAGUGUUGGUAGUUUCGGCAGCAGCUGCCGAGGCCGGAGCAAUGGCGGAGCUGGAGCAUAUAGGAGGGAAGCGGGCAGAGUCGGCGCGAAUGCGGCGGGCAGAGCAGCUUCGGCGCUGGCGGGGCUCCCUGACAGAGCAGGAGCCUGCGGAGCGACGAGGCACGGGGCGGCAGCCGCUGACCAGGCGCGGGAGCCCCAGGGUCCGCUUCGAAGACGGUGCUGUCUUCCUGGCCGCCUGCUCUAGCGGGGACACCGACGAGGUGAAAAAGCUUCUGGCAAGAGGUGCCGAUAUCAACACGGUCAACGUGGACGGCUUGACAGCCCUGCACCAGGCCUGUAUUGAUGAAAAUUUGGACAUGGUGAAGUUUCUGGUGGAGAACAGAGCCAAUGUAAAUCAGCAAGACAACGAGGGCUGGACACCCCUUCAUGCAGCAGCUUCCUGUGGCUAUCUCAACAUAGCAGAGUAUUUCAUUAACCACGGAGCCAGUGUAGGUAUUGUCAAUAGUGAAGGUGAAGUUCCCUCUGACCUUGCAGAAGAGCUAGCCAUGAAGGAUCUUCUUCUGGAGCAAGUAAAGAAGCAAGGAGUUGAUCUAGAGCAGUCAAGAAAAGAAGAAGAGCAGCAGAUGUUGCAGGAUGCCCGCCAGUGGCUCAACAGUGGGAAAAUAGAGGAUGUGAGGCAGGCUCGCUCAGGGGCUACAGCCCUUCAUGUGGCUGCUGCCAAGGGCUACUCUGAAGUCCUCAGACUUUUAAUUCAGGCUGGCUAUGAACUCAAUGUUCAGGAUUAUGAUGGCUGGACUCCUCUCCAUGCUGCUGCACACUGGGGAGUGAAGGAGGCUUGCUCCAUCCUGGCAGAAGCACUCUGUGACAUGGAUAUUCGAAACAAACUGGGCCAGACACCAUUUGAUGUAGCUGAUGAGGGUCUUGUGGAACAUUUGGAGAUGCUCCAGAAGAAGCAGAAUGUGCUUCGAAGUGAAAAGGAGACACGGAAUAAACUCAUUGAGUCAGACCUGAACCGCAAGAUGCAGAGUGGGCUCUUUAAAAACAAAGAGAAGAUACUCUAUGAGGAGGAGACUUCUAAGUCCCAAGAAACGGGGGAAGAAAACAAAGAAUCUAGUAGCUCCAGCUCAGAGGAGGAGGAAGGUGAAGAUGAAGCUUCUGAGUCAGAAACUGAGAAGGAGGCAGAUAAAAAGACGGAAGCCUUUGUCAACCAUUCCAACUCUGAAAACAAGAGUAGUAUCACGGAGCAGAUACCAGCACCAGCUCAAAAUACCUUCUCUUCCUCUUCUGCUAGGAGGUUCUCUUCUGGCCUUUUUAACAAGCUGGAAGAGCCCAAAGAUGAAUCUCCUUCUUCAUGGAGAUUGGGACUGAGAAAAACUGGCAGCCACAACAUGCUGAGUGAGGUGGCCAAUUCCAGGGAACCUCUAAGGGACCGAGGCUCUUCCGUCUACCGCUCUUCUUCAAGCCCUCGGAUUUCUGCUCUGCUGGACAACAAAGAUAAGGAGAGAGAAAACAAAAGCUAUAUUAGUUCACUAGCACCCCGGAAGCUCAAUAGCACAAGUGACAUUGAAGAAAAGGAGAACAGAGAAUCAGCUGUUAAUCUAGUGAGGAGUGGCUCCUAUACCCGGCAGCUAUGGAGGGAUGAAGCAAAGGGACAUGAAACCCCACAGACAAUUGCUCCCUCCACCUAUGUAUCAACCUACUUGAAAAGUGCUUCAUUUGGUAGAAGUAGUGACCCCACAAGUCCCUACAUUUCAGCCAAUCGCAAUUCAUCUCCUGCUACCUCACCCAUUACCAUUGGUUCAUCUACCUCUCGGGGCAGCCAGUGGCAACCUGCCUCUUCUUGCCCUGCACCAAUCAGUGCAAACACUACUGCAUCUGUACAUCAUGGCAGGAUUCCUCACAAAUCCCAGGCUGACUCCACAGCAGAGAAAACAGCAGACAAUGUCUCUUCUAGCACCCCGCUUUGUGUGAUCACCAAUCACCCUCUGCCAAGCACUGCCAAUGGGGUUACAACUACUCCUGUGCUCUCCAUUACUGGAACAGACUCCUCUGUGGAAGCCAGGGAGAAGAGGAGGUCCUAUCUGACUCCUGUACGGGAUGAAGAAGCAGAGUCUUUACGGAAAGCACGCUCCAGACAAGCUCGGCAGACACGAAGGUCUACUCAAGGUGUCACCCUAACAGAUCUUCAAGAAGCAGAAAGGACUUUCAGCCGGUCGAGGGCAGAGAGGAAAGCUCAGGAGCAGCCUUGUGAGAAGCCCACAGACACUGAAGGGGGGCUUGAGGGGAGCCCUGAGAAGCAUGAGCCCUCAGCAGUCCCAGCAACGGAAGCUGGGGAGGGCCAGCAGCCCUGGGGCAGGAGUCUGGAUGAAGAGCCUAUCUGUCGUCGCCUGAGGUGUCCAACUCAGCCAGACAAACCCACCACGCCAACAUCUCCUUCUACAUCAAGACCCUCACUCUACACCAGUUCCAGUUCCCACCUGCUACGGACAAAUAGAUUCUCAGACCCUGAUUCUGAGAGUUCAAAGACUACCACAAACACUACAACUGCAAAGGAAAUGGACAAAAAUGAGAAUGAAGAAGCAGAUUUGGAUGAGCAGUCCUCUAAGAGGCUGUCCAUCCGAGAGAGGAGGCGGCCCAAGGAACGGCGAAGAGGCACAGGCAUCAAUUUCUGGACAAAGGAUGAGGAUGAAACUGAUGUCUCCGAAGAGGUCAAAGCAGCAUGGCAUGAAAGACUUUCUAGGUUGGAAUCAGGAGGUAGUAAUCCUACAACCAGUGAUUCUUAUGGUGACCGGGCUUCAGCAAGAGCCCGUCGGGAGGCCCGGGAGGCCCGUCUAGCCACCCUGACCAGCCGUGUAGAAGAAGACAGCAACAGAGAUUAUAAAAAACUCUAUGAGAGUGCCCUGACUGAAAAUCAAAAACUGAAAACAAAACUUCAGGAGGCCCAGCUAGAGCUAGCAGAUAUAAAAUCCAAGCUUGAGAAGGUGGCCCAGCAAAAACAAGAAAAGACCUCUGACCGGUCAUCAGUGCUGGAGAUGGAGAAACGGGAGAGGCGAGCCUUGGAGCGCAAAAUGUCAGAAAUGGAGGAAGAAAUGAAGAACCUCCACCAGCUAAAACAGAUUCAAACCUUGAAGCAGAUGAACGAGCAACUGCAGGCUGAGAACAGGGCCCUGACCCGAGUGGUGGCCAGACUCUCGGAGUCCAUCGAGUCCUCGGACACCCAGGAGCUCUAGUUCUUGCCCCUCCUCUUCACCUCACUUCCCUCCUCCACUACUCCAGGUGUUAACAGAACUGAAAUCCGACAACCAGAGGCUGAAAGAUGAAAAUGGUGCCCUCAUCAGAGUCAUCAGCAAACUGUCCAAAUAGGCUA